AUGGUUGAUAAGCUAUCCGUGAGUGAUAUUGUAACGAAAGUUUAUCAAGCUGCUCGUGAUGGUUCUUCUAAUCUGACUGAUCUUUUAAAGCGGCUGAAAACAGAACAAAGAAAAACCGCUUUGGAAACAAAAACUAAAGGUGGUAGCCAUUUUGUCACUCCUCUAAUCAUCGCUGCUCACAAUGGACACCUGAAUUCUGUGAAGAUUCUUUUGGGACAUGGAGCAGACAUUGAGGCUCGAGGAACGCUUAAGAUAGAGGACCAAGUUGUAGAGGGAUGUACACCUUUAUGGGCCGCUGCUAAUUCUGGCCAUCUUGAUGUUAUGAAACUGUUAAUCGAACAAAAUGCAGAGGUUGACGGCAGAACUUCGAGGGGUGGGACUCCGUUGAGGGGUGCUACUUACUAUGGACACCUUGACAUUGUGAGAUGUUUGUUUGAGAGCGGAGCAGAUGUGAAUGCACGAAUGAACGAAGGGCACACCCCUCUAAUGUUAGCGUGCUCCUUUGGCCACUUAAGUGUUGUUACCUAUCUUAUUAACAAAGGCGCCUUUAUGGAUCUACAAUUCAAAGAUGGCAGAACUGCACUUCACAGCGCUGUUAAAUCGGGUCACUUUGAGAUUGUCAGUCAACUUUUGGCUCUAGGAGCAUUACAACUGCCAAAUAAUCAAGGUUUAACACCUCUUCUUUAUGCCGGUGAUAAAGGUUCCAUUGAAAUGGUGGAGCAUAUUAUCAACAGACCGGAAUGUACAAAGCAACAGAGAAUUGAUGCUUUUGAACUUCUUGGUGCCACCCUUGCUAAUAAACGUUGCCGUAACGCCGGUGACACUAAGAAAGCUUUUAGUUAUAUGAAACGUGGAAUGGAAGAGAGGUAUGAAGACCUGGCGCAUCCAGUGCUUAAAAAGAAAAUGGAACCUGUGGAAGCUUACCAAAAUAGAAAAGAGAGUCAAACUCUUGAGGAACUUGCUCUGCUAGAAGGUGAUGCUCAGGCUAUCGGCAUGGAAGGACUAAUCAUCAAAGAGAGAAUUCUUGGGUCUGACAAUCCAGCAAUUCGUCGCUCUAUCAGAUACCGGGGAGCUAUUUUAGCUGACUCUAAGCAGUACGAGCUUUGUUUUGGUUUGUGGAAACGAGCGAUGGAGAAAGCCACGAACAACGACGUUUCAAUAAUAAGAGAUCUUGGAUUCUACACAUCUGUAUUUGGAAAAAUGGUACAAAAAAGAAUACUCUUAAGACCAAACUUCAUUGAAGACGCAUUUGAAAUACUAGUUGCUGUAAGUGAGAAACGGACAGAAAAAUUACAAGAGGGGCAUGGAAACGAGGAGCUAAAAGACAUGCUUUAUUAUGCUCUCUAUCUUUUGAUGAUAUACACUAAAGUUAAAGCUCAAAAUGCCAACAUGACCGAUUUUCUUCAAAGAUUCCUGCGUUUAAACCUUAGUUGCAGUGAUGGAAAUACUCUACUGCACUUGGCUGCGUGGCACGAAACUCCAGUUAAAGAAGACAUUGUGCGAGGAGUGUGCAAGCUUCCCUGUAUUGAGACCAUGAAGCUUAUUUUACAUUUAGGGGGGAAUGUAAAUGCCGUUAACACCGAGGGUAACACACCUCUUCAUCUAGCUGUGAAGUUUAAGCCAGAGCCGGAGGAAGUCGAGAUUUUGAGAGAAAUGCUGCUGUUGUUGUUAGAUAUCGGUGCAGAUCCAAAGCUAGAAAACGAAAAUGGUCAAACACCCCUGGACAGCUGUGAAACUCAGACAGCUCGUAUGAUCCUGUCCGAGAAAGGAAGACUGAGUGGCGUAAACGUCGACGUCGGAGAUGUAAGAAAGUUUUAAAUGUUAACAUAUUAUAAUUUUGUAAAAUCUUUUCUGUCACCUCUGUCACAAAAUGAGGGAGUACUUACUUCCGUGUCCCAUGUAGCCUGUGAACAGGCUGUCUGUCUCCUCGCGAUUUUUUCACCCUCUCCCCAAACAGAGAGCCUGCUCUAAGGCUAUGUCCCAUGUUGUUUCUAUUUCAAAUACGUCACGCUUGUCUGCCCAUCUCUAUCUGAACGUCUGGAACGGGCUAAAUUUCCAAAAUCGUCUCUUUUCGAAUGAAACGAUCUUACAAUGCCGUGAUAGGCACAUUUGAUAGUGGCAUGUACAGAAGGCUCGUAGAUUAAGUUUUAUAAUAUAGCAAGCGGACGCACGUGUAUGUUUUAAAGCGGCCCAAUUGUUACUCCGGCCAAUUUACUGACUGAGAACUGUUAUGAACCGUUCGAUUGACGUUUGUGGAAAAGAACAUUGAAUUCAAAGUUUUCCAAAUAAGAGGUCCAAAGAACAAAUUAAACUGAAAAGCGUCAGGGUAAUACUAACACAUUUUUGUAAAUCUCUUUUGCCUGCAGAGGGAAAGGGAGUUAUACCAAUUUCCUGUUUCAUUUUUCCUCUCGCCCCGUCUCUGCCAUUUUUUUUUUGCCCCCUUUCACUAAACAGGCUACAUAAGUGCCGUUUUCGCGACGGAUUUAUGACAGUUUAAAUAGUUUAGGAUGUAGUACGUUUAUUGUACUAAAUUACUUUGGUAUAUAUCAUCUGAGGAGGCAUGUAUUUCUCUGUUCUCAAAGGCUGGAAAAAUCGAAAGUGGAAAUGAUAGAAGGAGAGAAGGAGGAGGAUUUGUUCGUCGAACAGAAAAAGAUCUUAAUGAAAACACUCAAAAGGAGACUGAAACAAAGGAAAUAUCAGGUAUAUAAGAGAAUCUAACUAAGGGAACAAUUGGUUAAAACGAAUAAUACUACUACAUGAGAAAUUUCUGUAAUUUGAUUGGCUUAGAGCAGUGGUAUUUCUGCUUAAUUUGAAAUACCAAUUAAUUUGAAAAUUACAAACCUUUUGCGGGUAGUAGUAUAAACAAAUACUAGCAUGAUUUGCACUUGAUAUUUGGCAUAAAUACCACUCGUGAUAUUUCAAAAUUGUAAAUUACGUGUAACAAUUUCGAAAUAUCACUCGUGGUAUUUAUGCCAAAUAUCACUACAAAUCAUGCUAUUACCUAUACUAAUUGUACCCAGGACCAUUGAAUUCCACUGAUGAGCCGUUAGGCGCCAUUUUAGGAAAGAGAGACUGGGGCCAAUGUCCCCAUAUGACGGAUCCCGCAUCGUUCAAGGCGGUAGAAGAUAUUUGGACUUUUCUCAUAGUGAUGGACAUAAUACAUGUAUGAUCAACAAAAAGUAAAUGAAUGUAAUGUUUUUUUGUAAAUAAAAGCAAAAUAAGGCCAGCCCAUGAGUGUAACCAAGAGAACAGCAGGAGUGGAGACAGAAUAUCCCAUAGGGAAGUAAAAUAUAUUUCAAGCAACAUACCUGGUACAUUUUAUUAUGAUGAGAUCAAAUACCUUGGGUCUGAAAUUAAAAUAAUUAAAUUUAAAUUGAGAGGAGUGAGGCACCUAUAGAAGAUUCAGUCUCUAUAAGUUUGAACCUCUCUAGAUGUUACACUAAGGUCACUGAGCGUGAGACCAAAGAAAAUUGUCUCUUUUUUAUGCUGUGAGACAAAAAAGCAGAAAAUGGCGUCCUUCUAUCUUUAUUUCUUUAAGGACAAUUGAGGGAGUUGAGACAGCAGUUACAAAGUGUCCAAGAGCAACUAAGACAGAGAGACGGACAACUGAGGAAAGCGACACAACAGCUGACAAAUGUUCAACGGCAGCUAAAAGAGAGAAAUGAACAGCUAAGAGAGAGGACAUUGCAGUUGACAAACGUUGAAAGACAACUCCCCGACAAAGAUGGACAAUUGAGAGAAAUGACACAACAGCUGUCAAAUGUUCAAAGGCAACAGAGCAAGAGAGAACGACGACUGAGAGAGUUGACACAGCAGUUGACAAAUUUGCAAGGGCAACUUCAAGAAAAAGUUGAAGAAAAUACCUCCUUAGAGGAACAACUGAGGGCAAAAGAACAAGAAGUGAAUGAACUGGACAUAUCUCUUGCAACAGCUCAACAAGCGUUAACUCAACGUCCACGCCAACAGUCACCUGACUGGGUCAUUUCCCGAGAUCAAAUUCAGCUGACAGAGAAAUGCAUUGGUAAAGGAGGCUGGGGAAGUGUUGUCGAAGGCAAGUAUUGUGGCUGCGCUGUUGCCGUGAAACAGAUUUACGAGGUGCUUCUGAACCUUUCCUCUCAUAACAGAGAAAUGUUUGAGCGGGAAAUGAGCAUUGCUUCAAAAUGCCGCCAUCCUUGUUUGCUGCAGUUCAUCGGAGCAACAAACGAUGAAGGAAGUCCUUUGUUCGUGACAGAGCUCAUGGAAACGAGUUUGCGAAAAUUACUGGAGCAGCGAUCUCUUUCUACAGCUGAAGCGGCCGUUAUUUCUCUGGAUGUGGCUCGUGCAUUGAAUUACCUGCACCAAAAGAAACCACGCCCCAUCAUCCACCGCGAUAUCAGCAGCGCCAAUGUGUUGCUAUGGCGACAAGCGGACCAAUGGCGAGGCAAAGUGUCGGAUUAUGGUGCUGCUAAUUUCAUGCAGCAAACAUUGUCAGUUUGUCCAGGUGCUGCAGUAUACAGUGCUCCUGAAGCACUUACUAAAAAUCAGACUGUGAAGGUAUGUCGUCUGCUAAACUUAAUCUCCAAACAAAGAGCCUGUUCACAGGCUAAUUUAGAAUAUUAAAUCCUUGCGAUAUACCCAAGGAGAAAAACCCAAGGGCUAAGAGAUGCAUUUUAUGGCUGUGAAAAAGUAGAGAAAACGUUCUGGUUUUGUGAUUUGGGGAUACUUAUUUCUGUCAAAAAGUUAUAUAAAAUAGUAAGGGGUUGGACCUCUGUGGGAUUAGCCCUUAAUUUUCUUCCUUAGUAACCACGUUCGACAUAUAAUCGUCCUGAUGUAUUGUGUGAUACGUUAGUGACCUUAGGCCUUGAUCGUCUUAUCAUCUAGAAUCAUUAAAUAAUACAUCCUUGAAUAUUGUACUUGGCCUCCACUCUUCGUUUCCGGCCUCCGAUAAUCGCACAACCUCUGGGUGGAGUCCCCCGUACUAAACUUUGUUGAGUAAUCUCUUCCCCCUACCCGGUAGAUAGUCUAGACCAAAAGACCGAAGAUGUGAGUAUUUAGGUAAACAGUGAAAGAUUUUAGUGGUCGAUUUUCGUCUUCCAGCGCGCGCUGAGUGGAAUAAAGAAUGGUAUAUAAAAGAAUCAUUUGUGGUUUUACAAUAAUCUUAGUCCUCUUUGGGAAUAAGACCUAUGCCCUAGGAUUACUAACUUUGAAAAUUUUUUGUGUGUACAAAGGAGUCAAAUCAUACAUAAGGCGAUGAGUAUUGAUGUGGAACUAUAGUGUUGUUAUUUAAAUGUUCAUAUAUUUUUAACUUUUAUCGUAUCUUUUUCGUCUUCAGGUUGAUGUGUACAGUUUUGGUGUUCUCAUCUGCGAGAUGUGCAUCAGGAAACUACCAAAUCCUGACAGGCGUGCCGAGCAAGUCGCCAUGGUGAAAAAGAAAGUGGUAAGAGCCCUCAUUCGUAGAUGUUUACAAGACGAUCCUCAAGACAGGCCUAGUAUGGAAGACGUCAUUGGUGAACUACAAAAGCUAGUCUAA
This is a messenger RNA of Porites lobata, 5509 nucleotides long. The record is from the annotation of a GenBank genome assembly. Lineage: Eukaryota; Metazoa; Cnidaria; Anthozoa; Scleractinia; Poritidae.